AUGUCAAAACUGAACAACUUGGACUUUACCGCCCUUAAUCUCUCGGGAGAUAAUUACUUUCAAUGGGCGUUGGAUGCUAAGAUCAUCCUAAAAUCAAAAGGGCUCGGUGAAUGUAUUGUUGAUGGCAAUGAAGAACCCGAUAAAAACAAGUAUAAGGCUAUACUCAUUAUUCGCCAUCACCUUGUGGAGAGUCUCAAGGAUCAGUACGUGACUAUUGAGAAUCCCUUGGACCUUUGGAACGAACUCAAAAAUCGUUAUGAUCACCAACGUACGGUGUUACUAGCAAAGGCCAUGUAUGAUUGGAGGAAUCUCAGCAUCCAGGAUUUUAAAUCCGUGCACGAAUAUAACUCGGCCAUGUUUAAGAUAGUCUCUAUCUUGAAACUGUGUGGAGAAGAGAUAAGUGAGAAGGAUAUGCUUGAGAAAACCUUCUCCACCUUCCACACAAGUAACCAAAACAAUGAAUUGCUAAUGGGAAAUAGCGAGAUGAGACCUCCCGGGACAGCCCCACUCCCUGAAGCCAAUGAUGUUGCAUCGGAUAAGAAAGAAGCCAAAGAGGCUCACCACGUCCAAAGAGAUAAUAAAACAUCCGGCCGUGGACGUGGUAAAUGGCAAGGACGUGACCGUAGUCACUUCUCCGGUCAUGGACAAGGUCGAGGCCGCGGGUAUCACGGCGGAAAAGGCCGUAGCCGUGGUACAUCUUCAAAACCGCAAAACCCGACCGGAAAAACUAUUUGCCAUAGAUGUGGGAUGGGGAACCAUUGGGCUAAGAAUUGUCGGACUCCCAAGUAUUUUGUUGACCUCUAUCAAGAGAGUAUCAAAGGGAAGAAUCCGUAA
Molecule: messenger RNA, 834 nt
Organism: Capsella rubella
Lineage: Eukaryota; Viridiplantae; Streptophyta; Magnoliopsida; Brassicales; Brassicaceae
Exons: 2
Coding region: 1-834 (277 amino acids)
Source: RefSeq, a predicted model, not a curated record